AUGUCGUCGCCAACGUGGAAUCCAGCUAGCUUAUCAUCAUUCAUAUUCGACCGAAAUCGAUAUCGACGUAGUGCAAGUGAGCAAACGCAUACAGUAACAACGCGUGAAUAUCGUAGUUAUCGAAGAACGGAAUCACCUUGUCCACAUCACAGUUAUUGUGAAUAUUGUCCUUGCAUAAAUUGUCGUCGCUAUCGUCAACCAUCCUAUCGACAUCAUAUGAGUCGGCGUCAAACAUCAAGUUUUACGCCAGAGGGGCGUAAAGAGUUUUAUUCUAGCGCUCACUCUAUACGAGAUGAAAUACGGCGAGGUAGUCCAACCGGUAUUGGAAUAUCACUAAAUUCAUUUCGUCAGCUUUCACCACAAACUGAAUAUCAGCAGCGACAGCAGCGGCGUCGACAGCAACAACAACAACAAUAUCAACAACAACAACAAACUUAUCAGCCUCAUCAUUUUCAUGAUUAUAAUGAAUAUGAACGGCAACGACAAGAACGUUUGUUACAGAUCAAUCGGCGCAGCACACGUGAAGUUCAACCAAGUGAUCAAUCUGUACCAAGUGCUACUAGCACUAGUCGAUAUGACGAGGCUGUCAUCAAGCGAAGAUAUGCCUUCGCUGACGUCCUCGAGAGCGAACGCUCAUAUGUUGCUGAUCUUCAACGUAUUAUUGAAAUUUAUCUAUAUGAAUUAACUCGUCAAGAAUGCCCGUGGUUCGUCAAAGAAAAAAAAGAUCUUUUAUUUAGCAACAUCGAAGACAUAUUCGCAUUCCAUAAAGUAUUAUUCUUGAAUGAUUUAACUAAUGUUAUUGAACAUGAUCCAAAGGAAUUGGCUUAUGUGUUUUUACGUCGACGAGAUCAAUUCUUAAAUCUUUAUUCUCAGUAUAUGUAUGAUCGUGCACGAUCUGAACAUGUACUACAAACAAAUCCAAAUAUUCAACGUUAUUUUGAUGAAUUAACACAACGAUUAGGUUUACAAACAAGUGAUUUAACACUUAAUAACUUACUUAAUCGACCUAUACAACGACUUGAAAAAUAUAGAAAUAUUUUACAAGAGAUGAUUAAAUAUACACAUCGUAUGCACGAAGAUAGUACAAUAUUUCAACAAGCUUAUACAAUGAUAAGCAAUGUUAUAAAUGAUGCCCGACAACGUGAUGCAACUGAACUUAUUGAUAACUUACCAUUUACAAAUGAACAAUUAGGAGAUUUAAAACGCCAUGAUGUUGUCUUAAUUAAAACAACAGAACAUGAUCCUGAUUCAGUCAAUGAAACCGGUACACGUUUACGUGAAAGAUUUUUAUAUUUAUAUCGACAUAAAAUUAUUUUAUGCCGACGUAAACGUGCUGAUAGUCGAUUAGAAGCAAAAUCAUUAGCAUUCAAACAAUCAUAUAAUACAAAUGAAAUAACUUUUAUUCAAGAGAACUUUCCUGAUGAUGAUAAAAAAUUUGAAAUAACAUUUAAUGAUAAUGAACGUGUUACAUUUUAUGCUCGAAAUGCUUUUUCAAAAAUGUCUUUAGUUAGAUCAUUAAGAGAUAAUCUUAAAUCUCUUGGUUUUGUUGAAGAAAUUGAAAUGAUUGAAACAACUGAAACUGAAGAUGAUACACAACAAAAACGUUCGACAACAAAAAAACGUUCGGUAGACGUUUUAGAAUCAACAACAUUGGAACAACAAAAACGUGGUCGUUCAUCAGGACAGGCAACAUCUGGUACAUCAGAUUUUUAUUCAGUUGGAAGUGAAACGGAAUCAAGUUAUCAAACAGCCGGAGAAAAUGAAGAUUUUAAACCAAAAUUUUUGAAAAAAUUAAAUGACACCUUAGCUACAGAGGGUGACUUUGUCACAUUAGAAUGUAUCGUUGUUAGUACAACACCAGUACAUGCUACAUGGUUCAAAAAUAAUAUUCCUUUACAAGAUAAUGCUGAUUGUCGAUUAAUACAAGAUGAUAAAACUUUUCAAUUAGUUAUUAAAGAAGCUUUUGUCGAAGAUGGAGGAGUUUAUUCAAUUAAAAUUUCAAAUCAUGCCGGAACAGUUAUUUGUAGUUGUAAAUUAUUUGUACGAGAAGAAAUGAGUGAUGAACGAACAAUACGAGACGAUUUAGUUAUUCGAGAAGGUUCAUCACCUGAAGCUAAAAGAGACACUACUGAUAAUGAAGAAGAAUUACGUAUAACAGAAAUGACAUAUGAUCAAGCUGGUGCAUAUAAAGUAACACCACAUAUUGGUCGAGCACCAAUUUUUCUUCAAUCUCUUAUGCCAAUUAUUUCUAAAGCUGGAGAUAUUGUUACAUUGAAAUGUACUGCUACAGCAACGCCUAUGCCAACUGCUGUUUGGUAUAAAAAUGGUCAAGAAAUUCAACCAGGUGGUCGUUAUUCAAUAUUUCAAGAUCAAAAUGGUACUCAUUCAUUAGUUAUAUCGGAUACUUUACCACAAGAUUCAGGUUCAUAUGAAAUUACUAUAAGAAAUCAAUAUGGUACAGCAAAUUCAAAAACAAAUUUACAAAUUCUUGAACGUGAAAGUGUUUUUAUUCCAAUUCCAAUAACUCGUGUAUCAACACAAGAAAAUGCAACAGCUAAAUUAUCAUGUGCAGUUAAACGUCCCGAUGUAUAUGUUGAUUGGUAUAAAGAUGAACAAGCAUUAUUUACCGAAAAACAACAAGAAAAUCAUAAAUAUAAACGUAUUGAUGAUGGUUUAGAAAGAGAAUUAAUUGUUAAAAAUGUAUCACCAGAUGAUCAAGGAGAUUAUGUUUGUCAAGCAGAUAAAUAUCGAGUUACACUUCAUCUUAAUGUUCAAGGACCUGCUGCUGAAUUUGUACGUCCACUUGAAAAUAUUGAAGUAACAGAAAAUAAUGAAGCUGUUUUUGAAUGUCAAUUAUCAAAAGAAGAUGCUCAAGUUGAAUGGUGGUUUCGUGGAGCGUCAAUUGUACCAUCACAACAUCAUUUAAUUGCAUCACGUGGUUAUAUUCGUCAAUUGAUUAUACCAAAAGUUGCUAUGAAUGAUGAAGGUGAAUAUUCAAUACGUGUCGAUAAUAAAAAUACAUCAACUGCUCAAUUAUUUGUCAAAGAACAACCGAUUAUAUUUCGUCGUCCUUUACGUUCACAAAUUGUUGAAGAAAGUUCUUUAACAGUAUCUAAUAAUGCUGUUUUUGAAUGUGAACUUAAUAAACCAUUAAAACAAAUGUUAUGGUUUAAAUCUAAUGUUCAACAUUUAGUUCCAUCAGAUAAAUAUCAAAUAGAAUCAUUUGCAAAUGGUCAUAUUCAUCGAUUAACUAUUCGUAAUGUUAAUUUACGUGAUGAUGGAGAAUAUACAGCAUCAACUGGAUUAAAUACAUCACAAGCUCGACUUACUGUUGAACCACUAUUACCACUUUUUAUUGUACCAUUAAUGGAUGCACGUGCUAAUACACGUGAAACUGUUAAAUUAUCUUGUGAAACUAGUCAUCCUUGUCAAGUUGUAUGGAUGCAUCGUGGAAAGAAAAUUAUUGAAAAUAGUUACAAAUAUACAAUAGGAAACUUUAAUAAUUCAACAUUACAUACUCUUGAUAUUGAUAAUUUGGACUUGCGUGAUCAAGGUGAAGUUUUAUGUUCCAUAGCGCAACAUCCAUCUGUCUCAACAACAUGUCAAUUACUCGUUGAAGAUGCUCAACAAAAAUCGGCCUUUUUUGCACCAUUAAAACCAUUUAUGGAAUUUGUUCGUGGUCAAGAUGCAACACUUGAAUGUGAAACAUAUGAAACAACAUAUUUUCAAUGGUUUAAAGAUGGUACAACAUUAAUGACAACAAGUAAUAAAUAUCGAACAGUCAGUGAUGAUAAACAUUCAACUUUAAUUAUAAAACAAUUUACUGAAUAUGAUGAAGGUGUUUAUACAUGUGUAACACGAGAAGGACAAUCAACAUCGACAACAAUUCGAACAGUUACUCAACAUGAACGAACACCACGAAGUGAAGAACGUUUUGGUUCAUAUAUGAAAAUUGAGUCACCACGUGCAAGUCGAACACCUGAAUUAGGUGGUUAUCGUUCAAGUUUGAGUCCAACAGCUCCUCAUUAUAUUCCAUCAUUAGGUGGUGAUGAUGAACGUCAUAGAUCACCACGUUUUGAAGAAACACGACGUACAAAAAAGAUUACAAUACAGGAAACAAGUGAACAACGAUUAUCUUCAGGACAUAGACCAAGUGGAACAACAUUUCGUCCAAGUGCAAGUCCAAGUCCACAACGUGAAUAUAUUCGUAGUGGUUAUUCAUCAGGAACAAGUCCUGAAAGAGAACAUCCAUCAAUGCCACGUCAUUUCUCACCAUCAACAACAACAUACAAAUCAUCAAGUCAAUUACAAGAUUUUGGUCAUUAUAUUGAUCGUAGUUCACAAUCUCCAUCACCAUCACCAACACGUAAAACAAGUAUUACAUUUACAAAUGUUAAUCCAUCAGCAAAAAUGCCGCCUGUCUAUGAAGAACAAGAUGAACAUCAACGACAUCGUUCAUCUGUUACAUUUUCACCAAGUCGAUCACCAGCUCGACAACCACCAUCACGUUUAUCAACAUCAGCUGAACGAAGAGUUGUUGAAAUGCAAAUACCAAUAAGCCCAUCUGUAUCACGUCAGGAAUUAAAACAUGCACCAUAUCGUGAAGAAUCUAUACCGGAAGAACGUAUACAGUUUCUUGAUAGUGAAACAUAUGAUAAACAGACACCAAUAUUUCAACGUGAAGAACCAUAUGGUUUAAGUACAUCACGUAUAAAUAUAACUGAAACAUUACCAAUGAUACAAAUAACUCAACCAUUAGUUGAUACACGUGUUGAACAAGGUAAACCAUUACGACUUGUUGUUGAAACAUCUCAACCAUCAAGUGAAGCUGUUUGGUUUAAAACUGAUAUUUAUUCAACAGCACCUAAUCAAGCUAAAAAACUUGAUGAAAAUGGAAAAUAUCAUAUGAUAACACAAGGUACAAGACAUAUUCUUAUUGUACCAAAUGCAACAGUUGAUGAUAACGGUGAAUAUAUAUGUCGAAUACAAAAUGCUAUGACUCGUGCUCAAGUACAAGUAACUAAUGAAGAUUUACAAUUUAUUCGACGUUUACCACAAUCAAUUGAUGUUAUUGGUGGACGUGAUAUUAUUAUUGAAUGUGAAAUGAAUAAAAUGGAUACACAAGCUAUAUGGAAAAAAGAUAAUGAAUUUAUUCGAACUCCUCAAAAAUUUAUUCCAGUAUCAGAAAAUAAGAAACAUAAAUUAAUUAUUAAAGAUGCAAGUAGUGAAGAUUCAGGUCUUUAUACAGUUAUUGUUAAUGAACUUGAAUCAACAACAUAUGUUAAUGUAACACCUGAACCAUUACUUAUAUUAAAACCACUUCAAGAUCAACGUGUACAUUCAGGUGAUAAAGUUACAUUUACAUGUGUUUGUUCAAAAGCACCUAAAACUGUUCAAUGGUAUAUAAAUGGUUAUCCAUUACCAAUUAAUGAACAUUAUCAAACAAGAUUAGUUGAUCGUGAAAUACAAUUAACAAUAGAUAAUGUACAAGAAUCUGAUAUUGGAACAAUAACAUGUUGUUUAAAUAAUACAAUAACAACAGCUAAUUUAACAUUAGAUGAUAAAGAUAAAACAUUGAAAUUUAUUAAACUAUUAGAAGAUGAUGAUACAGGAAAUAUUCAAGUUGAUUCACCAUUUAUGCUUGAAUGUCGAACAAAUCGACCAACAUAUCAAAUUCGAUGGUUUAAAGAUAAUAGAGAAAUUAGUCAAUAUGAUCAAAUUAUGAAAACAAUAUCUGAUGGAUGUACACAUGUACUUCAAAUUUCUCGUGCUCAACCUGAACACACCGGUCGAUAUCGUUGUGUUGUUGCCGAUUCUCUUGAAACUUCUUGUCAUAUAACAGUUCGUGAACCUGAUUAUCGUUUUAUUCAAUCAUUACCUUCAAAUAUUCAAUUUUCACCUGAAACUGAUCGAUCCUUGACACUCGAUGGUACACUUAAUCGUAAACCAACACAAAUUCAAUGGUUUAAAAAUAGUAUCGAAAUCUUUCCAUCACAAAAAUAUGAAUUAGUCAAUGAACAUCAUGUUAUUGCAUUAAUUAUUCAUGAUUUAUCAUCAGAUGAUCAAGGUUUAUAUCGUUGUGUUAUUGCUAAUGGACAAGCAACAAGUGAAUGUCAAGUAUCAAUGAAUUUAAUGACAGAAAAUGAUCGCCGUAUAAUAAAACCAUUACAAGAUCAAAAUAUAUAUGUACAUGAUACAUGUACAUUAAAUGUUAAAUUUCAAGGUGAUGCACCUGAUGUUAAAUGGUAUAAAAAUGGUCAAGAAAUUUAUCCAAAUAACAAAUAUCGUUUCGUACAACAUGGAAAUGAACAAACAUUAAUUAUAGAUGAUUGUCAAUUAGUACAUGAUCAAGCUUAUUAUAGUUUACGUCUACCUUCAAAUCCAAAACUUGAUUUAACAUCAUGUUAUGUUCAAGUUAAAGAUAAACAUGUUAAUAUAACAAAACCUCUUGAACCACAACGAUGUAUUUUAGGACAAGAACAACAAGUUCAAUUUGAUUGUGAAACAACACCAACAGAUAAAAAACCUGUUUGGUUCUUUAAUAAUCGACAAAUUGAUAAUACAUCAAAAUAUGAAUUAGUAUCAACAGAUAAUACACAUCAUUUAUUAUUUAUUCAUCAACCUGAAUUAUCUGAUCAAGGACAAUAUACAAUAUCAUUUCCUGAAAGUGAUCAAUCAUCAACAGCUAAUUUACAAGUUUUACAAACACCAUCAACAUUAGAAUUUAUUCAACCACUUGAUGAAGUAUUUUUGUGUGAAGAAGGUGAUAAUUUUGUACUUGUUGCACGUACAAAUAAACCAACACAUGUUAGUUGGAUGAAAAAUGGUUAUAAAUUAUCAAUUAAAUCAAAAUUAGAUUCAUUACCAACAAAUGAACAUCGUUUAACAGUUGAAAAAGCACAAAAACUUGAUCAUGAAGGUAUAUAUACAUGUAUUAUUGAUGCAAAUAAUGUUGCAACACAAUGUCAUGUUAAAAUUAUUGAACGUGAAUUACAAUUAAUUCAACCAUUACCUAAACAAAUACGUUUAAAUGAACAUGAUACAUUAACAUUAAUAUGUGAAACAAAUCGUAAACCUAAAAAAGUUCAAUGGUUUAAAGAUCAAUCUAAUAUACCAUUAGAAACAAAUAAUUCAUUAAUGAUUAUUAAUGCUGAUGAAACAUGUACAUUAAUUAUUAAUAAUGCUAAUAAAUUUGAUUCAGGUAUAUAUACAUGUCGUCUUGAAGAUCGUUUAAUAACUGUUUCGGAUGUUAAAAUACAUGAAUCUGCUGCACAAUUUGUUGAUGGACCACAAUCAUAUCUUGUUUGGAGACGACGAGAAGAUGGACCUGUUGUUAAUAUUAGUUGUACAUUAAAUAAACCAAAUGUACCAGUAAAAUGGUUUCGAGAAAAUCAAGAAAUUCGACCAGAACUUAAUAAUAAAUAUGAAAUUAUUUCUGAAGGUACUAUUCAAUGUUUAUUAAUACAUGAUGCACAAAAAGAAGAUUCAAAUAAAUAUGUUAUUUCAUUGGGAUCUACUUAUCGUGCAUGUCAUCUUGAUGUUAUUGAUGAUACUGGAAUAUCAACUGAUGAGGAAGGUUUUGAUCGUGUUGUACAACCUUUAACGACUCUUCAACGACAAGAAGUUAUGGAAGGUGAUUCUCUAACAAUUGAAGUUUCACCUGAUAGUGAUCUUCAACCAUUAUCACCAAAUCAAUUUCGUUUCUUAAAAAAUAAUCGUCCUAUAGUUGGCGAUUCUCAUAUACAAUUAGAACGUGAUACUUCAUCUAUUGAUUCAAAUCGAUGGUUAAUUCGUUUAGUUGAUGUUGAUCUUAAUGAUUCAGGUGUUUAUUCAAUUGAAAUAAAUAAUCAAAUACGACAAGAUUUACUUGAUUUACAUGUUAAAAAACGUCCAAUGCAACGACAAUUUAUAACGUUACCAAAAGAUGAAUUUUAUUUACAUGAAACAAUAACACUUGAAUGUAAAUUUGAACGACCAAUAAAAACAAAAAAUCUUCAACCAACAUGGUUUAAAAAUGGUCGGCCAAUACAACCAUCUAAUCAUUAUAUAGUUAGUGUUGAAAGUCCAAUAAAAGAUGGUCCAACAAAAUAUUCAAUAACAAUUAAAGAUGUUGAUUUUACUGAUGAAGGUGUCUAUGAAUUACGUAGUGAUUAUCUUAUUGUUGAAACUCCAUUUAUUCGUAUUGUUGAAAGACCAAUUCAACCAGCACCUUUACGUACCGUAACUGAAGGUGAUAGUCUUCAAAUAGAUGUUAAUAUUGAUCAAAAUGAAUAUCAACAAAUUUCACCAGACGAUUUACUUAAUCAAAUAACAAUAUUAAAAGAUAAUCGUGCAAUAAUAAAUAAACCUGAAAUAAAUAAAUGGUUUGAUGGUCAACAAUUUAAAGUAGAAUUAAAAAAUUUAUCAUUAAAUGAUCGUGGUUUAUAUGAAAUUGAUAUUCAAGGACAACGUACACCAAUAUGUUUACUUGAUGUUAAAGAACGACAACCAGAUGUAUUUUUACUUGAAUUAGAUCGAAAUACAUUUGAAGAAGGUGAAACAAUACGUUUGGCAUGUACAUUUCCACAACGACCAGGUCCAAUAGCAAAUUGGUUUAAAGAUGGACAAUUAAUUCAUCCACAUGAUAAUAUACAAUUAACUGAUGAAAAUAAUACAUUAACGAUUAUUAUACGUAAUGCUAAACGAACUGAUUCAGGUGUUUAUGAAGUUCGUAUUGGUUCAGUUAUUGCUCGAGCACCUAUGAUUCAUGUUAUACCUAAACAACAAUUACAACAACAACAACAACCGGAUAUACCAGUACAAAAUGUUCGAGAAGGUGAUACAGUUACAUUAUCAGUUGAAGGUUUACAAACAAAUGUUAGACCACAAGAUAUUCAAUUAUUAAAAAAUGGAAAACCAAUUAUGUUUUCACAAAAACCAAAGACAUCAAUGAAACGAGAAGAUGAUAAACUUCGUAUUAUAUUACAAACAUUAGCACUUGAUGAUUCAGCUUUAUAUAGUGUACAAAUUCAAAAUGAUAUUCAUCCAUUAGCAAAAAUUGUUGUUGAACCACGUCAACCUGAAAUUCAAGAGAUGCAACUUGAACAAGAUACAUUUUAUGUUGGUGAUACAGUUACACUUGAUUUAGAAUUUACAAAUGAACCAACAGAACAACCACGUUGGGCAAAAGAUAAUAUUCCACUUCGAAAUAAUGAUCGAGUAUCAAUAAAUAAUAUUGGAAAUCGAGUUACUUUAAUCGUACGAGACUUACGAUUAGAUGAUGCUGGUAUUUACGAAGUUCAAAGUGGUCCAUUAAUUGUUCGUACACCACAUAUAAACGUAAUUGAACGUUCACAUGAUAUAACUGAAAUUGUUGAUGAAACUAUAACAUAUACAAUAACACCAAAUCGUCCAUUACCACCUGUUGAAGCAAAAGUUUGUACAAUAAAAGAAGGUGAUGAUGUUACACUUAAAAUAAGUUCACCAACACCAAUAACAAUAAAUGAUGUUCAAUUAUAUAAAAAUGGUCAACCAAUACCAACUGAUAAUGAAACUCGAAAACAUCUUCGUCUUGAACAAUUUGGAAAUAAAGAUGUUCGUUUAACAAUAAAAGAUGCACGUUUAAUUGAUACCGGAGAAUAUAGUGCAUUAAUUAAUGAUAAUAUUCAACCAAUAAUAAAACUUGAUGUUCAACCACGUGAUAUGCAAAUACAAAUGAUUAAUUUACCACAAGAUACAUUUAAUGAAGGUGAAACAUUAAAAAUUGAUUGUCGAUUUCCACAUUCAAAUAUAAAUACAGAUUAUCAAUGGUAUAAAGAUAAUCAACCAUUAAUACCAAAUGAUCGUAUUGUAAUGAGAAAAGAUGCAUUUAAUGAUUCAUUAGUUAUUGUUAAUUUACAACCGACUGAUGCUGGUGUUUAUGAACUUCGAAGUCGUAAUAAUAUUUUACGUACACCAUUAAUUAAAGUAAUUCCAUUAGAUAAAAAAAUUAAUAUCGAAGAAUUACGACCACAAGUUAGUUCAAAACUUGUUCAUGAAGGUGAUACGGUUACUUUUGAAUUAACACCAAAUUUUGAUGUACCAUUAAAUAAAAUUGAAUUAUUUCAUGAAGAAAAUCCAAUAACACAUGAACCAUAUGUUCAUAUGAAAAAAGACUAUAAAACAAAUUCAAUAACUGUACAAAUUGAAGAUAUUAAAAUACCUGAUCACGGUUUAUACACAGCUAUUGUACAAGGCCAAUCAGUACCAUUAGCUGAAUUAAUUGUUGAACAGCGACCAACAAUCAUACAAAAUAUGGAUUUACCAAAAGAUGUUUUUUAUACAGAUGAACGUCUUGAACUUGAAUGUGAAUUUCCACAAGUACCAAAAGGUGAUCAACCAAAAUGGUUUAAAAAUAAUCAACCAUUACAAUCAACAUUAAAUGUACAUUUAGUAACUGAAAAUCAGGGACGAAAACAUUCAUUAAUUAUUGAUCAUUUAAAACCAGAAGAUACAGGACAAUAUGAAUUAAGAGUUAAAGGUUUAAUUGUUCGUACACCAUUAAUACGUGUUAUACAACGAGAACAACCACAAACUGAAGAACAACCAAGUCCAUAUAUUGUUACUGAAGUGGAAGAUAGUCAAGAUAAAUUUAAACUUAAACCUGAACCACCACAAAGACGAAUAAGUAACGUUGUUAUUGAAGAUAUUACUAAUCAACCAAGUGCUCCAUCUGAACCAACAUCCCGUGAAAAUACGCAACGGGUUCAAGAAGGUGAUUCCAUAAAAUUAAAAGUCGUUAGUACAUUCGAUGUAAAACCAAAUCAAUUUCGUUUAAUACAUGAUGGUGCACCAGUUGAUUUGAAAAAACGUUCAUCAAUUAUUAUUGAACGUGUAUCAGCUGGUACAUAUGCUGUAUCAUUACUUAAUCUUCGUGUAUCAGAUUCAGGUCUAUAUGAAUAUCAAAUUGAAGGUGCUCCAACACCUAAACAUUUAGUUAAACUUUAUGUUGAACCACGACCAAUAAAAGAAAAAACUCUUCAUGUACCACAAACAACAUUUAAUGUUGGUGAAUCAAUUUUAUUUAAAAUUGAUUUUGAUGAAAAAGAUCAAAUAACUGAAAUACCUAAAUGGUAUAAAAAUGAAAUGAUUAUACCAAUUGAUACAAGUUCAAGACAUAAACAAACUAUUGAUCGUAUUAAUCGUACACAUACAUUUGAAAUAUAUAAUUUACAAUUAGAAGAUAGUGGUGUUUAUGAAAUGCGUACACCAAAUUUAACAGUUAAAACACCUGAAAUUAAAAUUAUACCUCAACCAGUACAAAAACCAGUCGAAGAAGAAAUUCGUCCAACACAACAAACUGUUCGACAAUCAUCUCUUACAAUUGAUAUGAAAAAACCUAAAGAACAAUUAGUUGAAUCACGACCAGUCGAAGAAUUUCAACUUAUUGACGAAAAUAUACCAAUUCAUGAAGUAACUGAAGGUGAUAUGAUGCAUUUAACCGUUGAAAAACCUUCAACUGUUCAUUUAUCUGAUAUAAAAUUAUUUAAAAAUAAUCAACCAUUAGUAUCAUCUAAAAAUAUUCAUGUUGAAUCAACAUCACCAACAACAAUUGAUAUUAAAUUUUCACCUGUUGAAUUAAUUGAUACUGGUUUUUAUUCAAUUAAAAUACGUGAUCAAAUUCAACCAAUAAUGCAAUUAAAUGUACGUGAAAAACCUAUUCAAAGACAAAUUAUGAAUUUACCACAAGAUACUUUUAUUGAAAAUGAAACAUUAACUAUUGAAUGUAAAUUUGAUUCGAAACCAGAUGCAAAAUUUGUUUGGACAAAAGAUGGUUCUAUUUUAUAUAAUGAUUCAAGAAUUAUUAUUAAACAAAAAAAUGAAACAUUUACAUUAAUUAUUAAAGAUUUAAAAUUAUCUGAUCAAGGUGUUUAUUCACUUGAAAGUAAAUAUUUAAUAUUAGAUACACCAUUCAUUCAUAUUUUACCAAAACAACAACAACCAACUGUUCAAAUUCAACAUGAUGAAACAGCAGUAACUAUGCAGCCCAGUGUAACAGUUGCUGAUAAAGAAGAUAAAAUUGAAGAAAUAAAAAUAAAAGAACAACCAUUGGAGCAAACUCCGGCACCGACAGCUUUCAUUGAAUCUGCAAAAAAGAAACCAGAUGAAACAAUAACGACAACAACAACAGUUGAACAACAACAAGAACCAUCAGUUCAAGUUAGUUCAUCAGCUGUUAAACCUAAACAACCAACAGAAGAUAUUAGUGUUCAAACUCAACAAUCAGUUCCAGUUGAGCAAGUUGUUGAAGUCAAAACAACAACUGUUGAAGAAACUCAACCACAACCAACAGUAACUGUCACCGAACAACAAGAACAAAUUAUUGAACAACCAAUUGUUACUCCUGUCGAACAACCAAAACCUUCUGUUGAAACUCAACAAGAAAAAGAACAAGAGCAAGCUGUUAAAACAACGACUCAAGUUGAAGAACAACCCGUCCCACAAGUUACAACCGAUGCAUUAUCAGCUCAACCAAAAACAGAGGAACAAACAAUACUUACUACUGAUAUGACGACUACACAGGAACAAAUAAGUCCUGCCGUGACUACUGAACAAGAAGUAAUACAAACUGAAAAACCACAAUCUAUAGUAACAACGGAAAAGCAGAUUGAAACAGUAGAGAAAAGGCCUGAAGUUGAAAAGCCGAUAGUUGAACAAACCAUAACCAAAGCAGAGGAAACAACAAUAACAAGAGACAUUACUCCUCUCAUAGAAGACAUUACUAAAGAACGAAGACCUAUCGCAGAACAACCAACAGUAUCUGAACAAGCUGUAACAGUUACUGAAGAAAUACAACAAAAGGAAAAAGCACCCGCCGAAGAACAACCAAAAGAAGAAACUUCAAAACCAUCACAGACAGUGGUCACAUCUACUGAAGAAGUUAUUGAAGAAAAGCCGAAAAUUCCUACAACAACUACUGAAGAAAUGACGAUCACUGAAGAAGUUACUCAAGAAAAGAAAGCACCAACAGAAGAACAACCAAAACAUCUAACCGAACCUACUGUGCUUGUCGAAGAAAGCAUUGCAAAGAAACCUGAACCACAACCUCUUGAAGAGGUAACUACACUUGUUCAAGAUGAGAUUAUCAUUGAAGAACACAAGCCAACUAUAGCGAAACCAACUGAAGAGACGUUUGUAACAGAAGAGAUAGUUCCAGAAGUACUAACUAAGAUGCCUGAAGAAGACAGAAAAUCUGUUGCAGUACAAUUAGGUUCCAUCGAAAAGUCAACACUUGAGCAAACCAUCACAAAAGACGAAGAAAUCACAACCGAAACUACUCCGACAGUUAAAGGAACUUCGCCUAGCACCACUGAAGAAAUCAAUCAACAAGAUAUUAUGCCUAUGAUACAGGAGACACAAAAAUCCACUGAAAAAAUACCGAGUGUCACAGAGUUGCCUACUAUACAAGAAACGAUCAAAGAGCAGCCACCCGAAACUAAAGCUGUUGCAACAGUGAUUGAAAGAAAACCUGACUUAAGACCCAGCGAAGAGGUAACCACAACACUUCAAGAAGAAAUCAUUAUGGAAGAAGAGAAGCCUACUACCUAUCAGACAACUGAAACAAUCACUACUGACACACCUACUGUCACUACUGAAGAGAAAACUAUCACAGUUGCAGAAAAAUUAAUUUCAGACGAAAACCGUAAUCUUCAACAAACUAUCACGGAAGAAGAACAAGCGAUUGUCACUACCGAAACGACUAUACUCGAGCAAGAAAAACCAUCGAAACCUGCCGAAGUGCCAGUACAAACAGUUGAAGAAACCACAAAUCUAGCGAUAACUCUACAAACACCUAUCCAUACAAAGCUUGUAAUUUUAAAAGAUGGUCUACCUUUGCCUGUUACUGAACAUUUACAAAUAACACCAAUUUCCCUCACAACAACCAAAAUAGAAAUUAUCAAAGCUAAGCCUGAAGAUGAAGGUGAAUAUACCAUGGUUGUUGAUGGAAAAGAACAACCAUUGAUGAAACUUCAAGUCACUCCAAAACCAGUUGUUCGACAAGAAAUACAAAUACCAAAAGUUAAAUUCAAUGAAAAAGAAACACUUACGAUUGUUUGUCAAUUUGAUGCUACACCUGAAGAACCUUUCAGCUUUCUUCAUAAUGAACAACCAAUUGUACCAGAUUCUCGUGUGACAACUACUGUUGAAGACAAUAAAUAUACAAUUGUCGUAAAAGAUCUUCGUCCAGAAGAAGAUGAAGGUGUUUAUACACUUAAAUCAGAUCAUUUGAUUCUCGACACACCAGCAAUCACUGUCGUUCCUGAAGAAAAGAAACCCAAAACAGAAACAACUACUGUAGAAGAAGAAAAAGUUACAGUUGUACCACAACAGGAACAACCUCAAACCGUUGUCCAAGAAGUAAAAGAAGUAACACAAAUACCAGAAGAGAAAAAGCCCGAAGAAGGUGUCGAACUGCCGACUCAAGAAAUUCAAGAAGGUACUACUGUUACUUUAACUGUAGAAAUACCGGAAGUACGACUGAAAGUUAUUCCUAAACCAAUUACUCGUCAAACAAUGGACAUACCACAAACAACAUUUAAGGAAGGUGAAACAUUGACAAUAAAAUGUGAAUUUGAUGCUACGCCUGAAGAAAAAUUUGAAUUCUUGAGGAAUGGAAAGCCUCUUAAACCUGAUAAUCGAAUUUCGACUACUGUUGAACGUAAUACAUAUACAAUUGUUGUGAAAGAUCUUCGACCAAAAGAAGAUGAAGGUGUUUACACGCUACAAUCAGAUCAUUUGAUUCUUGAUACACCAUCAAUUGUUGUUGUGCGAAUCGAGCACAGGGAAGAAUCAAAGGAAACAGUAGACGUAGUGGAAGAAACCGAAGAGGAAACUAUCAUUAUUGAAGCCGCUAGAAAACCGGAAGUUGUGGAUGUCGAAGUUGUUGAAAAAAGAAUGGAGGAACCAUUUGAGACCGAAGAAACCAAGGAAGUCUUUACCAAAACAGAACUGGGUCCACAAGAAGAAAAAACAACACCGGCUGAAACCGAGCAGCAGAAAACUGUAGAGGGGAAGAAACCACAACCUGUCGAAGAAACACAACUGAAAAUAGCUGAAGACCAACAACCAAAGCCCGUGCAAGAAGAGAAAGCAAAACCAGCUGAAGAACAACCGAAACCGACUAAAGAACAGCCAAAGCCUGUCGAGGAAGAAAAACCACAACCGGUUGAAGAAAUAUCCAAACAGGUGGAACUAGAAAAACCAAAACCUCCUGAACAAGAACAGCCUAAACCUGUCGAACAUGAAAAACCAAAACCGAUUGAAGAAGAAAUACCCCGACCGGUUGAAGAAGAAAUACCCCGACCCGUCGAAGAAGAGAAACUAAAACCGGCUGAAGAAGAAAAACCACAACUGGUUGAACAAGAACAGCCUAAACCUGUCGCAGAAGAAAAACCCAAACCGAUUGAAGAAGGACAGACUCAACCUAUCGAAGAAGAAAAACCAAAACCGGUUCAAGAAGAACAGCCUCAACCUGUCGAAGAAGAAAAACCAAAACCGGUUCAAGAAGAAAUAUCCAAACCAAUCGAGGAAGAAAAACCAAAACCAGUUGAAGAAGAGAAACCAAAACCGGUUGAACAAGAACAGCCUCAACCUAUCGAAGAAGAAAAACCUAAAUCAGCUGAAGAAGAAAAACCAGAACCAAUCGAAGAAGAGAAACAAAAACCUGCUGAACAAGAACAGCCUAAACCUGUUGAACAAGAAAAACAGAAACCGGUUGAAGAAGAAUUAUCCAAACCGGUUGAGGAAGAAAAACCGAAACCAGUGGAAGAAGAGAAACCACAACCGGCUGAAGAAGAAAAACCAAAACCGAUUGAAGAAGAAAAACCAACACCGGUUGAACAAGAACAACCUAAACAUGUCGAAGAAGAAAAACCUAAACCAGUUGAAGAAGAAAAACGAGAACCAAUGGAAGAAGAGAAACCAAAACCGGUUGAACAAGAACAACCUAAACCUGUCGAAGAAGAAAAACCAAAACCGGUUGAAGAAGAAUUAUCCAAACAGGUCGAGGAAGAAAAACCUAAACCAGUUGAAGGAGAAAAACCAGAACCAAUCGAAGAAGAGAAACAAAAACCUGCUGAACAAGAACAGCCUAAACCUGUCGAAGAAGAAAAACCAAAACCGGUUGAAGAAGAAAAACCAGAACCGAUUGAAGAAGAAAAACCAAAACCGGUUGAACAAGAAAAACCAAAACCGGUUGAAGAAGAAUUAUCCAAACAGGUCGAGGAAGAAAAACCUAAACCAGUUGAAGAAGAAAAACCAGAACCAAUCGAAGAAGAGAAACAAAAACCUGCUGAACAAGAACAGCCUAAACCUGUCGAAGAAGAAAAACCAAAACCGGUUGAAGAAGAAUUAUCCAAACCGGUCGAGGAAGAAAAACCUAAACUAGUUGAAGAAGAAAAACCAAAACCUGCUGAACAAGAACAGCCUAAACCUGUUGAAGAAGAAAAACGAAAACCGGUUGAACAAGAACAACCUAAACCUAUCGAAGAAGAAAAACCUAAACCAGUUGAAGAAGAAAAACCAGAACCAAUCGAAGAAGAGAAACAAAAACCUGCUGAACAAGAACAGCCUAAACUUGUCGAAGAAGAAAAACCAAAACCAAUUGAACAAGAACAACCUAAACCUAUCGAAGAAGAAAAACCUAAACCAGUUGAAGAAGAAAAACCAGAACCAAUCGAAGAAGAGAAGCCAAAACCUGCUGAACAAGAACAGCCUAAACCUGUGGAAGAAGAAAAACCAAAAUCGAUUGAAGAAGAAAAACCGAAACUCGAAGAGCAUCCGAAACCUGUAGAAGAAGAGAAGUUUACAUCAGCGGAACAAGAGAACUUGAAGCAGAUGGAAGUAGAAAAACCUAUAGAAGAAAUUCAACCCGAAUCUAUGGAAGAAAAGAAAGUCGAUCGUACGUCAACUGAAGAAACCGAAUUAGCGGAAGUCGAAAAACCAGAACUAGUGACCACAGAGGAACAGCUCACGAGAACUCUUGAACAAGAGAUUCCUGUCCAUGAAGUCGAAGAGAAUACAACUGUCACUCUCACUGUUGAUACACCUUCUCGUGACAUCCGUCUUCUUAAAGAUAAUAAGGAAUUAAAACCUUCAGAACAUAUCAAAGUUAUACACACAUCAUCAACAACUAUCGAGAUUCAAAUUAUAAAAGCUAAACCUCAAGAUGAAGGAAUAUAUAGUGUUCUCAUUGAUAAAAAAGAACAACCAAUAGUACGACUGAAAGUUAUUCCUAAACCAAUUACUCGUCAAACAAUGGACAUACCACAAACAACGUUUAACGAAGGUGAAACAUUGACAAUUACAUGUCAAUUUGAUUCUCCGCCUGAAGAAACAUUUGAAUUCUUGAGGAAUGGAAAGCCUCUUAAACCUGAUAAUCGAAUUUCGACUACUGUUGAACACAAUACAUAUACAAUUGUCGUGAAAGAGCUUCGUCCAAAAGAAGAUGAAGGUGUUUAUACAUUUAAAUCGGAUCAUUUGAUUCUCGACACACCAUCGAUUAAAGUUGUAUCGAAACCUAAAGAGGCUGAAAAAGUAGAACCGCAAGAAAUAAUCGAGGUACGAGAAGUACCGGCGGAAGAAAAGAAGGAACAAAUCCCACAACGUGUCGAAGAAACGACAAUAGAAGAACAUAUUGUAACGGAAGAAAUUUCUCAACCUCAAGAAUCAAUAACUACCGAAGCACAAGAAAAGAAAGAGGAAUUAACGCUCCUCACAGAGCAGCCACAACCCACCAUAAAGAAGAUAGUUACUCAGUUACCUGUACAUGAAGUUGAAGAAACAAGUACUGUAACAUUAACUAUUGUAAAACCACAAAGUACAAAACCAGAAGAUGUUGUUUUACUUAAAGAUGGAGAAGAGUUAAAACCUUCAAAUCACAUUGUUGAAGAAGCACCAAAACCAACCGUCAAGGAACCAGAAGUCCCUGAGAAAGUAGUUGAAGAAGAGACAGUGACUGUUGAAAUAAAACCGGUAGACAUCGUUCCUGAACCGAUUGUUGAAAAACCUACCGUCGAAGAAGUUCCUGAAGAAGAAGAAAGAACAUAUCGAAGUGAAAUUGAACUUGCAAUUGUUCGUGUUCCAGCAGGUGAUACAAUAACAAUUCGUAUACCUGAUUCAAAAACCAUAGAAACAAAUGAAAUAAAUGUUUAUAUAAAUAAUCAACCUGUAACAACAUUGAACAAUGAGGAUAGUCGUAUUACUAUUGAAAAAGAUGGUGAAACUGAUAAUUAUGUUGUUCUAUCGGAUGCUAAACCUGAAGAUACUGGUCGAUAUACUGUUGAAUUCAAUGGAAAAUUACAACCACUUUGUAUGCUUGAAGUAACAGAACCAAGAUUGAAAAAAACCGAAGCUCAAAUACCAAUAAAAGAAACUGUCGUCGAAGAAGUUGUCGAAGAAGAAGAGGAAGUUACACCAGCAGAAAUUCCAACAUAUGAAGUUGUUGAAGGUAAUAGUGUUAAUCUCAGAAUUGAACAACCAGCAGGUACAAAUAUUAAACAAAUAUUUUUGCUACAAAAUGAUAAAAAAUUGGAACCAAAUACUCGUUUGAAAAUCAAACCAACAUCAUCAACAACUAUUGAAAUAACUUUAGAAAAUGUGAAACCAAAUGAUGAAGGUAGUUAUUCAAUUCAAUUUGGUGAUCAACCAAGUCAAAAAUUAAUGAUUUUGAGAGUUUUACCAAAACCUGUUAUUCAUGAUUCUCUUCAUUUACCAAAAGAUGUUUUUGAAGAAGGUGAAACAUUAACUAUACAAUGUGAAUUUGAUAACAGACCAGAAGAAACUUUAGUUUGGAAACUAAAUGAUACUCCAUUAAAUCCGCUUAUCGAUGAGAGAGUUACUAUUGAAGUAACAGAUGAUGGAAAAUCAUACACUUUGACAAUCAAAGAUUUGCGACCUAAACAACAUGAAGGAGUUUAUAAACUUGAAAGUCCACAUUUAGUACUUGAAACAUCAUUUAUUCGUGUAAUUCAGAAUGUUCAAGAAGAAGAAGAAGAGACAACUAUUUUAGUCGAAGACGAAGAAACUGAAUCCUUUGAAUUACAAAGAAAACCCAAGACAGAAAUAGCCGAAGAAAAACAGGAAACUAUUUCACAAGAAACUGUAUCAGAACAAGUUGUUCAGCAACCACCACCUGUCAUUCAAGAAGAAAAACCAACACCUCUUCAACAACAGCAGCAACCCGAACAGAAACCCGUCGAAGAAGAGAAACCAACACCGGUUGAAGAAGAGACACCGAAGCCGGUCGCAGAAGAAAAACCAAAGCCGGUCGAAGAAGAGAAACCAAAACCGGUUGAAGAAGAGAAACCCAAACCUGUCGAAGAAGAGAAACCCAAACCGGUUGAAGAAGAGAAACCAAAACCUGUCGAAGAAGAGAAACCAAAACCGGUUGAAGAAGAGAAACCCAAGCCGGUUGAAGAAGAGAAACCCAAACCGGUCGAAGAAGAGAAACCCAAGCCGAUUGAAGAAGAGAAACCAAAACCGGCUGAAGAAGAGAAACCCAAACCUGUCGAAGAAGAGAAACCAAAACCGGUUGAAGAAGAGAAACCAAAACCGGUUGAAGAAGAGAAACCCAAACCUGUCGAAGAAGAGAAACCAAAACCGGCUGAAGAAGAGAAACCAAAACCUGUCGAAGAAGAGAAACCAAAACCGGUUGAAGAAGAGAAACCCAAACCGGUUGAAGAAGAGAAACCCAAACCGGUUGAAGAAGAAAAACCAAAACCAGUUGAAGAAGACAAACCAAAACCAGUUGAAGAAGAAAAACUCAAAGCUGUUGAAGAAGAGAAACCCAAACCGGUUGAAGAAGAGAAACCAAAACCGGUUGAAGAAGAAAAACCAAAACCUGUCGAAGAAGAGAAACCCAAACCGGUUGAAGAAGAAAAACCAAAACCAGUUGAAGAAGAAAAACCAAAACCAGUUGAAGAAGAAAAACUCAAAGCUGUUGAAGAAGAGAAACCCAAACCGAUUGAAGCAGAGAAACCAAAACCGGUUGAAGAAGAAAAACCAAAACCUGUCGAAGAAGAGAAACCGAAACCGGUUGAAGAAGAAAAACCAAAACCAGUUGAAGAAGAAAAACUUAAACCUGUUGAAGAAGAGAAACCCAAGCCGGUUGAAGAAGAUAAACCCAAACCGGUCGAAGAAGAAAAACGGAAACCUGUUGAAGAAGAGAAACCAAAACCUGUCGAAGAAGAGAAACCCAAACCGGUUGAAGAAGAAAAGCUUAAACCUGUUGAAGAAGAGAAACCCAAGCCGGUUGAAGAAGAGAAACCCAAACCGGUCGAAGAAGAAAAACGGAAACCUGUUGAAGAAGAGAAACCAAAACCUGUCGAAGAAGAGAAACCAAAACCGGUUGAAGAACAAGCGCAACCUGAACCAACUCCUGUACCGGAGGAAAAACCAACACCAGAGAAACCACUUUCUGAGCCAGUGCCAGAAACACAAGAACCCGUUCCUCUCGAAGAAAUCCCAGAGGCCAAAGAAACCGUUCCCGAACUCAAGGCUCAAGAACAAAAGCCACAACCCAAAUUCAUCAAAGAUCUUAAAUCAAAUAAAACUACUCUUCUCGAAGGUGACCAACUCAUUAUUGAUGGAGAACUUGACUCAGUACCAACAAAAGUUCAAUUACAAAUAAACGGCCAACCUGUGCCGGACGAUCGUGUAAAGACUGAUGUUAAAGACAAAAAGAUUAAAUUUACAUUAGACAACAUUCAAUUAGAUGAAUCAGGAGAUUUUACUGUUAAAGCCAAUGAUGAAGUUGAAAGCAAACCUGUUUCGAUCACCGUUAAUGCAGAUAUCCCGAAAUUUGUUAAGAACUUAACAAUUAACAAAAAACAAUUCAAUGCUGGAGAAACAUUAAAUUUUGAAUGCACACUGAACAAACCAUACGACCAAAUAGUCUGGCUUAAAGAUGGACAACCCAUUGAGCAAAAUGAACACAUACAAUUUACAAAAGAUGGACCCAAACUUAAGCUUACUAUCAAAGAUGCACAACCAGAAGAGCAUACUGGCACUUAUUCACUUAAAGUAAAAGAUGUCGAAAGUGAUAAACUGUCUGUUACUGUUACAAAGAAAAUACCAAAAUUCAUUAAAGAGCUAAAACCAAACAAAACCACACUUCUUGAAGGAGAACAAUUAACACUUGAAUGUGAACUAGACACAACACCAACUUCCAUUCAGCUUCAAAUUAAUGGAGAAAAGACGGAAGUCAAAGAUAAAAAACUCAAAUUCACCCUUGAUAAUGUUAAAUUAGAUGAAUCUGGGGACUAUACCGUGAAAGUGAAUGAUGAAGUUGAAAGUAAACCAGUCGCAAUCAAAGUGAAUGCUGAUGUUCCGAAAUUUGUUAAAAAUCUCACAAUCAACAAAAAACAGUUUGAUAUUGGAGAAACACUUAACUUCGAAUGUACUCUCAAUAAACCAUUCAAUGAAAUCGUUUGGUUCAAAGAUAGUCAACCAAUCGAACAAGAUGAACAUGUUCAAUUCGUGCAAGAUGGACCCAAACUUAAAUUGAUUAUUAAAGACGCUCAACCAAAAGAUCAUACUGGUACUUAUUCAGUUCAAGUCAAGAAUGUUGAAAGUGAUAAGGUACCUGUUACUGUUACUAAGAAAGUACCGAAAUUUGUCAAAGAUCUGAAAGCAAAUAAGACACCAUUAACUGAAGGUGAACAAUUGAUACUUGAAUGUGAACUUGAUAUGGCACCAUCUAAAGUUGAACUUAUACUAAAUGGAGAAAUAGUUCCAAAUGAUCGAAUAAAACCUGAAAUUAAAGACAAAAAGAUUAAGUUCACAUUGGAUAAUAUUCAAUUGAACGAAUCAGGUGAUUUUACAGUUAAAGUGAAUGAUGAAGUGGAAAGUCAGCCAGUUUUAAUCAAAGUGAAUGCUGAUAUUCCAAAAUUUAUUAAAAAUUUAAGUAUUAAUAAAAAGAAAUUUGAUAUUGGAGAAACUUUGAAUUUCGAAUGUACAUUAAAUAAACCAUUCAAUCAAAUUGUUUGGCUUAAAGACAAUGAACCAAUUGAAGAAGAUGCACACAUCCAAUUCUUUGUCGACGGUCCAAAACUAAAGAUGACAAUAAAAGAUGCACAACCUUCUGAUCAUACUGGCACUUAUUCUGUUCGAGUGAAAGACGUUGAAAGUGAUAGAAUACCUGUAGUUGUCCAAGAAAAACCGUUAACAUUUGUCAAAGAUCUGAAAGCAACAAAACCAACGUUAGACGAAAAUGAAACAUUAGAAUUGUCUUGUCAAUUAAGUCGGCCAUUGAAACCUGAUGAAACAAUUCAAUGGUAUCGCAAUGAAAUACAAAUUCCUAUUGUACAAGAGUAUCCCAAUGAACAAAUUAAUUUACAAAUUCCAAAUGUUGACACAACAAUAUCUGGUGAUUAUUAUUUAGAAAUUUCUAGUCCUUAUGAGAAAAAACCAUUAAGAAGUGCAACAAUAAAAAUAACAAUCAAACAAGAAGAAAUCAAAUUUCUUAAACCACUUCGUGCAUUGAAAAAUCCAUUGAAUGAAGAUGAAACAUUAAUACUUGAAUGUGAAUUAGAUAAACCAACUUAUAAAUCCGUAAAAUUUUCUUUUAAUGAUAAACCAUUAAAUGAAGAUGAAGAUGAUCGUAUAAAAAUAUCUCAAACAGGCAAUAAAUGGCAAAUUCAAAUUACACAUGUUAAACAAGAAACUGAUGAAGGUGAUUAUACAGUUACAAUUAAUGAUAAACUUACUUCACCAAAAGUUAAAGUAACAAUUAUAAAACCACUUACAUUCAUUCAAGAUUUAACUGUAUCAAAUUCUGAGCCGAUUGUUGAUGAAACAAUAACAUUUCAAUGUGAAUUAUCUCGUCCAUUACCAACAGGUGAUAGUAAAGAUCUUUCAUUAACACUCAAUGGAAAACCAUUAUCAAAUGAACAAACAAGACGUUUAAAAGUUGAUGUUAGUUCAACAAGUCCGAAAAUAGUUUUAACAUUAUCAAACGUUAAAUUAACUAUUGAUCAAGGUAAUUAUCAAUUAAAGAUUCUUCAUCCACAAGAACUUCAAUCACAAACGGUUAAUGUUAAAAUUCUACCAAAACCAAUUGAAGUUAUUCAACCAUUACAAUCUGAUAAAGAAAAUAUUUUUGAAGAAGAUACACUUGUCCUUUCAACAAAAUUAAAAAAUGUUCCUGAAAAUCCAACUAUUGUUUGGUUGAAAGAUAAUCAACCAAUAUCAAUUGAUAAUAAACGUAUUCGUUCAAUACCAUCACGUGAUGGACAACAAUUUAAAUUAUCUAUUGAAAAUGUUAAAUUAAAUCAAAGUGGAACAUAUGCUUUACAAAUAAACGAUGACAUUAUUACUCAAUGUGAUAUUACUAUUAAAUCAAUUCCACUUAAAACUGUUGUACCAUUAAAAGUUCUUGGUACACCAAUUAUUGGUGGUAAUGUUGAACUUCAAAUUGAAUUAAAUCGUCCAAAUAUUCCAUUUAUAUGGUUAAAAGAUAAUAUUCCAUUAGAAAAUCAACCAUCACCAACAAAAGAUCAAACAAAAUAUCGUUUGAAAUUAUCAGAUCUAAAAUUAGAUGAUUCAGGAGUAUAUUCGAUUAGUUUUAAUGAUGGUGAACUUAAAGAAAGUGUUAAUUUAACUGUUGCAUUACCACCAUUUGAAUUUAUUGAGCAACUUAAAUGUAUUCCAUCAGAUGAUAUUGAAGAAGAUUCAAAUGUUAUUAUGCAAUGUGUUUUAAAUCGUCCAAUUGAUGAUGAAAAUAUACCAGUUACAUUACUUAAAAAUAAUAAACCAUUAUCAGCAGCUGAUAAUGCACGUGUUAAAAUUGAACGAGAUGGACCAACAUUAAAAAUUCAUUUAAAUAAUGUCAAAUCUGAUGAUGCUGGCGUUUAUAAAGUAACCGUCGAUAAAACAAAAGAUACCAGUACACGAUUAAAAGUUCAUGAUAAACCAUUAUCAAUCAUUGAACAACUUCAUCUUGUUGAUGCAAAAGAUGAUAAUAAUACUGUUAGUGAAAAUUUACCAUUUGAAUUAUUUAUUCGUUAUAAUAAACCAGUGAAAAAUGUUGUUCUUAAUCGUGAUAAUAAACGUGUUCCAAUUGAUAAACAUACUCAAAUAAUUUAUGAAGAUAAUUCAUCAUCUGUACGAAUUCGUGUUGAUGCUGCACAACCAGAUGAUAAAGGAAAAUAUGAAACAAUUGUUAAAGAUUCAACUGUAACCAAUAAAGAUGGUCUUCGAAGUCAAUCAGUUACAAUUAUUGUUAAACCAUUACCUGUUUUAUUUACUUCUGAUAUUCAAGUAUCAGCACCUAAUAUAAAUAAUAUUCCAGAAAAAACUGAAUUAACUUUAACAACAACAAUUAAUCAAGAAAAAGGUAAAAUUAAAUGGUUUUUAAAUAAUAAAGAAAUAAAAGAAGAUCAAAAUCAUAAAAUCAUUGUUAAAAAUUUACAACGACAAUUAAUUAUAAAAUCAACUCUUAUUGCUGACUCAGGAAUUUAUUCAGCUAAAAGUGAUGAUGAUGAACGAACAAUUGAAUUAACAAUUACAGAAGAGAUUCGUUUUACAAAAGAAUUAACACCAUCAAAUAUAAAUACAGUUGAAGGUAAAGAAAAAGAACUUGUUUUUGAAUGUGAAACAUCGAAACCAACAACUGUUCAAUGGUAUCAUGAUCAACAAAAAUUAUCACCAAAUGAAUUGAAAAAAAAUUAUCAAAUUGAAUCAUUAAAAAAUAAUACAUUACAUAGAUUACGUAUAUUACAACCAGUUUCAGCUGAUUCAGGUUUAUAUCGAUGUGUUUUACCAACCAAUAUUGAAACAAAUUCACAAUGUAUAAUUGAACCAGCUGGAGUUGAUUUUCUUCAACAUUUAACAACACCUGUACAUGUUGAAUACAUGAAAAGUGCUUUACUUGAAUGUGAACUUUCUAAACGACCACAAAAUGUUGUUUGGAAAGAUAAAAAUGGAAAAAUAAUUGAAGAUAGUGAUAAAUAUGAAAUUAUGAAUAAUGGAAAAUUACAAGGUCUUAUCAUAAAUGAUUGUGAUGAAAAUGAUAAUGGUCAAUAUACAAUAACUAUUGAUAAUAAUAAAUCAUCAACAGCAGAAGUUAUUGUUGAACCACAUGAAGAAAAAGUUCGAUCACCAUCACCAAAACUUGAAACUCAAGAACCAAUAAAAGCUGGUUUUCGUAAAUUACUUCCUAAUAAAUUAAAUACUAAUGAAGACAAUGAUUUUAUUCUUGAAUGUGAAGUUAAUAAUCCUAAACAAAUAACUGAUUGGUAUUUAGAUGAUGAUCUUAUUGAUGAAAAUACUCCUCGUUUUGAAAUUAUUAACAAUGGUCCAAUAAGACAAUUAAAAGUUCAUAAAGCUGAAUUAAAUGAUACUGGAAAAUAUACAUGUAAAGAUCGUCAAAGUGGUGAAACAACAAAUAGUGAUGUUGAUGUUGCCAAAGCUCCUAUUCGUAUUAUAAAAGGUCUACCAGAAACAUUAAUUGUACCUCAAGGUGAACAAUUAAAACUUGAUGUUGAAUUAUCACAUCCAAAUAUUCCUGGUUGUCGCUUUGUUAAAGAUGAUACAAAUACUCCUAUACGAAAAGAUAAACGAACACGUAUUACUGCAGAUGGUACACAUUAUACACUUAUUAUUGAUAAUGUUUUACCUGUUGGUGAUAGUGGUACUUAUGAAUUCAUAGGUUUAAAUGAUACAUUACGAUCAGCAUGUAAAGUUACUGUUAAACCUUUGCCAAGUAAAAUAACUCAACCACUAAAAGAUGUUACUUUACAAGAAAAUCAAAAUUUAUCUCUUGAAGCACGUGUUGAUAAUGAGCAUGCACCAGUAACUUGGUUUAUUAAUGGAAAGGAAAUACCACCUGGUGGUGAUGCACCACAUAUAACAAUAAUGUCAAAAGGAAGACGUCAUACAUUAGUUGUACAAAAAGUUAAUGCUAAACAAGAUGCUGGACAAUAUGAAAUUCGUACACCUGAUGAUGCUAGUUCAUGUCAAGUUACAAUUGAAGAAGCUGGUACACCACCAGCGGAUUUUACAAAAAAAUUACAAAAUCUUGAAAGUGAAGAAUUUCAAACAAUUGAAUUAAAAUGUGAAACAAAUCGAGAUAAUCUUCCUGUUGAAUGGUUUAAAGAUAGUAAAUUAAUUGAACCAAAUGAACAUUAUAAAUUCGAAAAUAAUGGAAAAAUUCAUUCACUAAUUAUAAACAAUGUUUUAAUUAAUGAUCAAGGUUCAUAUACAUGUCAAAUUAAAUCAAAUGGAAAAACAACAACAGCUACAUUAAAAGUUAAAGAAAAACCAGCUGAUUUUGCUCAUAAAAUUGAACCUAUUGAUGCAAUAACUGGUGAUACAGUUUCAUUUGAAUGUGAAUUAAAUAAACCAAAUAUGAAAGUAAAAUGGUUAAAAGAUAAUAAACCAUUGACAAUGAAUGAUCGUAUUCAAUCAUCAAUUGAUUCUGAAAAUCCUCAUAUACAUAUAUUAACAUUGAAAACACUCGAAAUAAAAGAUGCUGCUACAUAUACUUGUGUUAUUGAUCAACCUGUAUCCAAAAAAUGUUCAGCACCUUUAACAGUUAAAUCUAUAACAGUAAAAUUAAUUGAACCAUUAAAAGAUGUAUCAUUAAUUGAAAAUGAAAAUCUUGUACUUAAAUUUGAUGUAUCACAUGAAUUAAAACAAAUACCAGUCAUAUGGAAAUUAGAUAAUAAACCCAUUAAAGCAGACGAUGACCGUAUACAAAUUGAACAAGAUGGUAAAUCAUAUUUUCUAACAAUAAAAAAGAUUCAAUUAAAUGAACAAGGUUCAUAUACAGCAGAAAUUCCAACACAUAAAAUUCAAACAUCAUCACAAGUUAAAGUUAAACCUGAAGAAAUUAAAAUUCUUAAAGAUUUACAUAUUGUUCCUAAUGAUGAACAACCAGAAAACCUUAUUCUUGAAAUUCAAUUAAAUAAACCUUUACCAACUGAUAUAAUUCUUCUUAAAGAUGGUGUAAAACCAACAAGAAAAAUUCCUGUUGAAAAUCUUAAUAAUGGAACAUAUCGAUUUCUAUUAGAAAAUGUUACACCAGAUGAUUCUGGUUUAUAUGAAAUUCCACUUGGACCUGAUCUUAAGAGUUCAUUACAAGUUAAUAUUCAACCAAAACAAAAAGAAGAUUUAGAUUUUACUAUACCAUUAAAAGAUAAAAUUGAAAUUAACGAAAAUGAACCAAUUCAUCUUGAAGCUAAAUUAAAUCGUCAACCUGAUUCACCUAAUGAUAUUGUAUGGUUACGUAAUGGUAAACCUAUUCCAUCAACAAUAACAACUGCAAUUAAUAAAGAUUUAACAAUAACAUUAGAUAUACCAAAAGGAAAUAUUGAAAAUGAUACAGGAAAAUAUACACUUAAAUUACCAAAUGGUAAACAAUGUUCAACACAAGUUAAUAUAUUAAGAAAACCAACAAAGAAAGAUAAAAAUGAAAUUCUUCAACCAUUACAUAUUAUUCUUGAUGAAAAUCAAACUGAAUUAAAAUUAAAUGAAAAAGUUACAUUAAGAUGUAAAACAUCAUUACCAGUUAAAAAUGUUGAAUGGUAUAAAGGUGCACGAAAAGUUUCAACACGUCGUGCAGAUAUUUUAAGUACAGAAAAUUCAACUCAACAUGAUUUAGUUCUAUCAAAAUUAGAAAUCGAUGAUUUAGGACAAUAUCGUAUUGUACUAGAUUCUGAUCUUGAAUCAUCAAUUGAUUUAAAUAUUUCACAAGAACUUAGUCCAAUACGUUGUGAAGGUGAACCAAUUGAAGGUCAAACAAUAACAUUAAUAUGUAAUGCAACACUUCCACCAAAACAAAUUCAAUGGUCACCUAUUGUUGAUCGAAAACGUUAUGAUCAACAAGAUUUAUCAUUAAAAAUAAAAAAUUUAAAUAUUGAACAAGAUUCAAAAGUUUUUACAAUUACUGUUGAUGGACAAAAACAAUCUUAUGAAUUAGUUAUUAAACCAAUACCAAUUAAAUUUCAAGGAACUAUUGAAUUAAAUCCAAAAUUACCUAAAGAAGAUGACAAUGUUACAUGUACAGUUACAUUAAAUAAACCAUUAAAAGAUCAAGUAUUAGAUUGGUAUUUAAAUGAUCAAUUAAUUAUUCCAAAUGAUCGUUUUGUUAUAUCAAGUGAUGGUUUACGUUCAAUAUUAACAAUUAAAAAGAUUCGUCCACAAGAUUCUGGAUUAUUAGAAUGUCAUAUACCAUUUUCAGAUGAAAAAUUAUCCACAGAAUUAAAAGUUAAAGAAAAACCAUUGAGUAUAUUAAAACCUUUAACUUCUGAUAAAGAUAAACCAAUGGAAGGUGAUGAUGUUACAUUAUCGUGUCAAUUUUCAAGAAAACCAAAAACUAUUGAAGUUUAUAAAGAUGGAAAACCAAUUGAUGCUGAACAAAAAUUAAAUGAUGUAGAUGCAACAUUUAAAAUAAAUUUACCAAAAACAAAACCAAAUGAUAAAGGAAAAUAUACAGUUACUGCUGAUGGAGUUGAAACUUCAUAUACAUUACGAUUAACACCAAAUCCAAUUAAAUUUGUUAAACAAUUAAAAUGGGAUAAAGAAUCACCAUAUGAAGGUGAAACUGUUCAAGCUACAUUUACAUUAAGUCGAAUACCAGAUAAGCCAAUGCAAUGGUUUAAAGGCAAAAUUACUCUUCCAACAAGUUCAACACCUAAAUAUGAAUAUUCACAAAUAGAUUGUACAUUUACUUUAACAAUACCUUCAGUUGAAUUAAAUGAUGCUGAUACUUAUACAGUUAAACUUCCUGAUGAUACUCAAUCAUCAGCUCGUUUAAAAGUUCUUGAAACACCAGUUAAAGUUCUUGUACCAUUAACACUUCAACCAAGUGAACCAAUACUUGGUAAUGAAUUUACAUUAUCUAUAACAUUAAGUCGUGAUGUUAAAGCCAAUGCUAAAUGGAUAAAAGCUGGUAAAGAUUUAGCAGCAAAACGUGAUUCAAGAAUUUCAUUUAAACAAGAACCUGAUCUUGAUAAUAAAGGCGUAAGAUAUAUAAUGACAAUUCGUGAUGCUAAACCUGAAGAUGAAGGUACAUAUCGUUUUGAAGUUGAAUCAAGUAAUAUAAGUGAACCAAAACUUGUACAAUUAAUUGAACCAAAAAUUCUUAUUGUUAACUGUGAUGAAAAAUUAAUUGGUAAAGUCGGUUCAUCAAUAACAUUAACAUGUGAAUUAAAUUUACCACAAGGUCAUGUUGUAUGGUAUCAUGAUGGUAUUAAAUUAGCAUCAUCAGAUUCAACACCAUUAAAAACAACAGGUUUAACAAUUAAAAAUACAGAUGUUAUUAGAACAUUAACAAUAAAUUCAUUGAAAAAAGAUGAUUUUGGUUCAUAUGUUGUUAAAACUAAAGAUGAUAAACGUGAAAUACAAAUUGUUCAACCAACAGAUGAUGAUCAAUUAAAAGUACUUGAACAUCCACCGAAAUUACUUGAUCUUGAUCAAGGUGAUGAAUUAAUACUUUCAAUUGUUACAAAUCGUAAAUGUCCAAUUGAAUUUUAUAAAGAUAAUAAAUUAUUACAAACAAUUGAAAAAUUUGAUAAAGAUAAAUCAAGAUAUACAGUUACAUUUACAAUAUCAAAAGUUGAUUUUACUGAUGCUGGAAUAUAUAAAUCAAUUAUACAAGGUACGAAAUAUGAAUAUCAAACAGAAAUAUUAGUUCAUGAACCAUAUCAACGACAAAAAACAGAUGUUUUAGAAUCUGAAUUACCAUUAUUAUUUAUUAAAAAAUUAGAAGAUCAAAAAGUUAAUGAAGGUGACCAAGUUAUACUUGAUUGUCAAUUAAAUCGUUCACCUAAAACAGCACCUAUAUGGUAUCGGGAUGGAAAAGAAAUUACAUCCAAUGAUAAUAUUGAAAUUAUUCAAGAAGAUAAGCGAUUACAAUUAAAAAUACGUAAAGCAUCAAUCAAUGAUCAAGCAGAAUAUACUCUCAAUGUUGAAAACUUACGUGGACAUGCAUUUGUUGAUCUAUCAAGUGAUCGUGUUUGGUUUACACAAAAACUUUUUGAUACAGUCAUUAAAGUUGGUUCACCUAUAGUUCUUGAAUGUAAAUUAUCAGUACCAGAUACACCGAUAACAUGGAAACGAGAUGGUCAAAUACUUAAUUCUGAUCUUUUUCAUGUUGAUGGUCAUUUACAUACACUUCGUAUUCCAUCAGCUGAACUUGAUCAUAGUGGAAAAUAUUCUGCUCAUUAUAAUGAUGAAAUUGAUACAUCAUGUACAGUAUCUGUUCAAACUGAACCUGUUUUUGCACGAGAAUUACCACCAGAAAUAACACUUAAAGUUGGUUCAAAUCUUUUACUUGAUGUUGAAACAACACGUCCAAAUAAAACUGUUCGCUGGUAUCGUAAUGGAAAAUUAAUACCAAAAACUGGUGAUGCACGUCAUCGUUUUCUUGACGAUAAAUAUGUUCAUUCAUUAAAACUUCCUAAAGUAACACAACAAGAUGAUGAUGAAACAUUAUUUGAAUGUGAAUGUGAUAAUGUUCGAACCAAAUGUCGUGUUUAUGUUCAAACAGAACCAUUAGUCUUUUUUAAAGAUCUUAAAGAUAUUAAAUAUGAAUUAGAUGAUCGUCUUGUAUUUAUUGUUCGUAUGAAUAAACGUCCAUCAGAUAAUUCGCGUUGGUUACAUAAUGGACAACCAAUUGAAACAUCAGAUCGUAUUCAAAUGACUUAUGAUGAUACUGAACAUGAAGCGAAAUUAGUUAUAAACAAUGCUGAUGAAAAUGAUCAAGGAAAAUAUAUGUAUGAUGCUGUUGAAGCACGUACAAGUUGUACAGCUGAUUUAAAACUAACUAAAAUGGAAUUUGUACAAGAAUUAAGAAAUCGUUCAGUUAAACAAGAUCAACCAGUACAAUUUGAAUGUGAAUUAAAUAAAAUUCCAAAUAAAGUUACUUGGUUAAUAAACGGAGAAAUUAUUGAAAGUGAUGGUAUAACAUAUGAUUUAAUAACAUCACCUGGACGAAAGCAAUAUAUAUUGAAAAUAAAACAAGCACAAUUAUCACAUGCUGGAAAUGUAACUGUAAGAGUUGAUGAUGAAAUUGAAUCAACUGCAACACUUGAAGUUAAACCUAUACCAAUUGAAUUUGUUAAAAGUUUAACAGGUGCAAGAGUUAAUGAAGAUGAUACAGUUCAUUUUAUUUGUGAAUUAAAUAAACCAAAUAUACAUGUUAAAUGGUUUCUUGAUGGAGAACCACUUCCAAAUGAUGAACACUUUGAAGUUAAAGCUAAAGGACCUUUACAUACAUUAACGAUUCAUAAAGUUGCUUGGAAUGAAGGUGGAGAAUAUAAAUGUAUAGCUGAUGGUGGUGCAAAAACAAGCGCUACAUUACUUGUUAAAGCUAUACCUGUAACAUUUACAAAACCUCUCGAAGAUCGUACUUGUAAUUUUGGUGAAACUGUAGAAUUUACUUGUGAAACAUCAAAACCAUGUCGUGUUGAAUGGUUUCUCGGUGAUAAACGUCUUUCAUCACAACAAUAUGAUAUACAAUCAAUUGAUAAUAAACAUACACUUCGUAUACCAAAAGUUAAAUUAUCAGAUAAAGGAUGGUAUAAAUGUGCUGUCCAAGAUGCAUUUACUGAAGCCAAAUUAAUUGUUAUUGAUAAACCAGUUGAAUUAGUUGAACCAUUAGAAGAUCUUAAUGUACAAGAAAAUGAAAGUGCAACAUUAGUUUGUCAAUUAUCAAAACCUGAUAUGGAUGUUGUAUGGUAUCAUAAUGAUCGACGAAUAUUUUUUACAGCACAAUCACGUAUACGUGCUAAACAAAUUGAUUGUUAUUAUAAAUUAUUAUUAGAUGAUAUUGAAUAUGAUGAUCAAGGUUUAUAUGAAAUGCGUUGUGAACAUAUAAAAACAUCAUGUCAUUUAACAGUUAAAAAAUUAGAAACAACGUUUCUUGAUCAUUUAAGAAAUAUAACUGUUCCAGAAGGAGAAACAGCUCGUUUUCAAUGUCGUUUAUCAAAAAUAAGUUCAAAUGUUCAAUGGUUUAAAGAUGGUGUAAGAAUUUCACCAAGUGAACGUGUUGUUUAUUCAGUAAAAGGUGAUCUGUUAACAUUAACUGUUCAUAAUGCACAAAUUGAAGAUCAAGGAAAUUAUCGUUGUAUGGUUGAUAAUCAACAUACAGAUGGAACAUUAACUGUUGAACCAUUACCAGCUGUGUUUGUUAAAUAUUUACCUAAAACAUGGACUGUACAUGGUGAUCAACCAUUAGAAUUAUCAUGUCAAUUAUCGAAACCUAAUGUUCGAGUUAUUUGGUUAAAAGAUGGAAUACCAAUUGCUGAUAAAGCUCAAAUAAGAAAUGAAGGUUUAAGAUAUAGUCUUUAUAUUCCACGUGAUAUUCAACCUGGACGAUAUACAAUUCGUAUUGAUGAUACUGAUGGACAAGAAAGUAGUUGUCAAGUAUCUGUUGAAGAUUUAGCUGAAAAUGAACGAAAGAAACCACGUAUUAUUCGUGGACUUCAAGAUUUAAGUUUAUCAGAAGGUGAAUCACUUGAACUUGAAUGUCAAUUUGAAGGCAAUGAUGUUGAAGCAACAUGGUUUUUUGAUAGUAUUAUGUUACGUCCAAAUGUUUUUACAACAAUUAAUUUUAAACCAAAUGAAUUAUCACAAUUAAUUAUGAAAGAAAUUUAUCUUGAAGAUGCUGGUGUAUAUAAAUUACGUUUAAGAAAUAAAUAUGGUGAGGUAUCAACAUCAUGUACAGUUAAUGUUCGUCAACGUCAACCUUCACCAGAUCAACGAAAAAUAAGUGUUGAAGAUUCACCACCGAAAUUUAUCGAACCAAUAUCUGAUGUUUAUGUACAUCCAGAACAAGAAGCUAACUUUCGUGCAAUAAUCACUGGUCAACCAGCACCGAAAGUAACUUGGUAUUGUAAUUAUAAAAAGAUUGCAAAUAAUGAAAAAUAUCGUGUUACUCAAGAUAAAGAUGUUUAUGUAUUAGCUAUAUCACGUGUUAAUGAAAGUGAUGAAUGUGAAUACACAUGUAAAGCUGAAAAUUCAGCUGGAGAAAAAACUUGCUCUGCAAAUUUACAUCUUAUUGAAACACCUGUUGGCUCAAAACCACAACCAACUGAAGAAAUUGCUCCAUCAUUUAUUCGUAAACUUCGAAAUUGUACAGUCAUUGAAGGACAACGUGCUAAAUUUGAUUGCUUUAUAACUGGUCAACCAAAUCCAACAAUACGUUGGUUACAUAAUGGUGUACCAUUAGAUGUUGAAACUAAUACAAGAAAAUAUUCAUCACAAUUACAAUCAAAUGGUAAAGUAACAUUAACUAUUGAAGAUUGUUUACAAGAAGAUGCUGGUGAAAUAACAAUUAUUGUUGAAAAUCGUGCUGGUUCAACACAAUGCUCAGCUGAAUUAAAUGUUGAACCUCAUCAUGAAUCAAGUCGUUUAAAACGUCGUGUAAGUUUUGAUGUGCCAGAAUCGGCAACACCAUCAAGUAAACAAGGUGCAAUACCUUUACCACCAACACGAUUGUUAUUAACACCACAUUCAAAAUCAAGUUUGAAUUUAAGUUGGGAUCAUUCAUCAUCACAUAGUCGAGCACAACCAUGUACUUAUAUUGUUGAAUUAAGAGAUCCAAGAACUUAUUCUUGGUCAACAUAUGUCACUUCAUUACCAGAUACAAGUGUUCAAUUACGUGGUCUUAAUUUGAAUCAUGUUUAUGCUAUUCGAGUUCGUGCUGAAAAUGCAUUUGGUGUUAGUGAUCCAUCACAACCAGUAACAAGUCGUCUUUUAACUCGAGCUGAUGAACCACGCGUAGAAAGUGAACAAGAACCGACAAGUAAAACAAGACGACCAUAUACUUCUGCACUUGAUGAAUAUGGUGGUACUCGACCUUCAUUACAAGUCGAUGGUCCUGAUAUUCAAUAUUUUCUUGAAGGUCAAAAUGUUCGUAUUACAAUGUUACUUGUUGGCUAUCCAGUACCUGAUAUAACUUGGUAUCAUGAUGGUGAAAAAAUUCCAUUGGAUGAUCCACGUGUAAAAUUAUAUAAUGAUCGUCGUGGUUACUCAUAUCUUUCAAUUGAUUCUGCUUUAGCAUCUGAUGAAGGUGCUUAUGAAGUAGUUGCUGAAAAUAAAUAUGGUACAGCUCGUCAUACAGUUUAUUUGUAUCUUGCUGAUCCACCAAUGUUCCUUGAACCAUUAAAAGAUACACGUUGCCGUACACAUGAUACGUUUCGUCUUGAAUGUAAAGUUGAUGGUAUACCAUAUCCUGAAGUACGUUUUUAUAAAGAUUGGCGUUUAUUAACUGAUUCAUAUCGUACACGUAUACGACAUAUUGAACCUGAUAUAUGGCAAUUAACAAUAUAUGGUGCUAUUGAAAAAGAUACUGGUCUAUAUACAUGUACAGCUAAAAAUAUAGCUGGUGCAACAUUAUCAUCAGCAAAUGUUAGUGUUGAAGAUAAUCUAUUAAGUAUUCCAAGACCAGAUUUAGAAAGACCAAUAUUGACAUUUAAAAGAAAAAGAUUUGAUGAAGAUUAUGAUAUACUUGAAAGAAUUGAACAUGGACCAAUAUCAUCUGUAUAUCGAGUUAUUGAACGUAGAACAGCUAAAGAACGUAUUGCUAAAGUUGUUCAUAAUCCAAAAUAUUUUGAUUGGCUUCGACGUGAAAUGGAUAUUUUAUCACAUUUACAUGAUUCAAGUAUUCCACAUUUACAUGAUGCUUAUGAAACAGAUAAAAUGCUUGCUAUUGUACUUGAUAAUGUUUAUGGAAAUGAUCUUCUUGAAAAUUUAUUAAAUCGUCGAACAUACACAGAACGUGAUACAGCUAUAAUAAUACGUAAUCUUGUUGAUACACUUAAACAUUUGCAUUCCAGAAAUAUUGCUCAUCUUGAUAUCAAACCGGAUAAUAUUUAUAUUGAUGAUCGUCAUGAUCCAAUACGUGUACAAUUAUUAGGUUUUACAAAUGCACGUCAUUUAACAGGUACAUCAAAUGUUUAUUCAGAUUAUGGUACACCAGCAUAUGUUGCACCAGAAAUUAUACAUCGUUAUCCAGUAUCACUUAAUACUGAUAUGUGGAGCAUUGGUGUUCUUACUUAUUUAUUACUUAGUGGUCGAACACCAUUUUCUGGUUCAAAUGAUUUUGAAACAUUACAAAAUAUUCGUAAUGGAAAUUGGACAUUUGAUGAUCGUUUUUCAAAUAUAUCACCUGAUGCUAAAGAUUUUAUUUCACGUUUACUUAUACCUGAUCAACAAAAUCGUUUAACAUCUGAACAAGCAUUAAAUCACCCAUGGCUUAGAUUUGCAUUACAACAUGUUGAUACAACACCUAUUUCAUCUGAUCGUUUACAAGGAGCUUAUUCAAGACAACUAUAUGAUCGUGAACAUCGACGUACAUCACCAAGACCAUUACCAACAAUAAGUGAAAUAGCUGCAAUGAAAGGUGAUAUUGGAGGUUAUGGUGAUGAAAGAGAAAUAAUAUAUGAUGAUCGAUAUAUUCGAGCAAGAGCUAGACGAACAUCAAGAGAAGUAUCAAUUGAUGAAUAUGAUCAUGCACUUCAUCGUCGACCAUCAUCAGCUGAUGAUGAAAACUUAACACCUGGUUCUUAUCUUCUUCCAAUGGCUGAUGUUGAUUUUGCUAUUCGUAUGCGUGGUUAUCGUCGAACAAGUUAUCAAAAUCGUUAUGCUUCUUCCGAAUAUCUUUAUGCUCCACCAGUUGCACCAGUUGAACGUCUUCUUGCUCGUGAUACAGUUAAAGAACGUCUUCAUGUUGAUGCACAAGGACGACGAGUUCGAGGAUGUUCUGCUGUACCUCAUAGUGGUUGUUCGAUGUCACGUGAAUUAAGUGUACAACCAAGUGGUACACGAGGAAUUUCUACAACACCAUCAUUUUAUGCACCAUAUGGACGAACAAGUGAAUCACCAGCACAUGGUUAUGGUUUAUCAACAAAAUAUGCAAGCACAUCACGUUUAUCACCGUUUCCAGGUGGUACAACACGUGCACCAAGUAUUCCACGAGAAUUUCAAGCACAAGGUUUUACACAAGAACAACGUGCAACUAGAGGAGAAGGUUUUGCUGCUGUAUUUAAAGAAAAAAUAGUUGAUACAUCAUUUAUAAUUGGUGGUACUGUUAUAUUAAGAUGUAAAGUUCAAGGAAAUCCAUUUCCACGUAUAUUUUGGUAUCGAAAUGAUGAAUUUAUAAUUGAAGAUGAUCGAAUACAAUUUGCUCAAGGUGAAGAUGGUCUAUGUACAUUAACAAUAACACAUUGUAAAGCAAGUGAUAUUGGUAUUUAUCGUUGUGUUGCUAGAAAUCUAUAUGGUGAUGCUUCAUGUAAAGCAAGAUUAUUAAUUGGAGAUGUACCUGACCGACCACAACGUCCCAUUGUAAUCGAUAUAUCAUCAACAGAAGCUUAUCUUGUAUGGAGUUCACCAUUAUAUGAUGGUAAUAAUGAAAUAAAUGGUUUUCGUGUUGAUUAUAAAGCACGUGAAGAUCUUAAAUGGACACAAUCAACAUUUUCAAUUGAAGAAUCAGCCUUAAUACAUGGUUUAAAACCAUCAACAUAUUAUCGUUUCCGUGUAUCAUGUAUAAAUCGUAUGGGUAUAUCAGCAUAUUCAUGGGCAUCAGAAGAAGUUCGUACACUUGAUCCAGAUGCACAAAAUGAAAUUUUAUUAACAAAAAUUGAUCGACAAUCAGCAUAUCGUUUACUUGAACAUCAACAUCGUUUAGAUGAAAAAUCUCCAAUAACAAUUGAUCAUAUUUUACAAGAUUAUGAUAAACAAGAUAAAGUUAAAUCUUUAGGUGAAAAAACAGUUUUAAAACGUGAUCAAAAUCCAUGGGAUUUAUAUAAAUUAAUUGAUGAAUUAAGUAGUUAUGGUCGUCAAUGUAUAAUACGUUGUUCAGAACGUGCAACAGAUAGUAUUCGUAUAAUAAAAAUAGUUGAUAAACAAGAUAAUGAAACCGAUGAAUUUAAUUUAUUAAAUCUUAUAUCACAUGAACAUAUAAUAACAAUAUUAGAUGCAUUUUUAUGGAAACAUUCAUUUAUAUUAGUUACAAAUGAUUAUAUGGAAUUAUGUGAUUGGAUUUGUUUAAGACAUAAAUAUAAUGAAGAAUUAAUUGUUAAAAUCUUACGACAAAUAUUUGAUGCUAUACAUUAUUUACACUUUCAUGGUAUUAUACAUUUAAAUAUAAAUCCAUCAAGUGUUGUUAAUGAAAAUCGUCUUGCUGUACAUAUUAAAUUAACUGAUUUUAGUUGUGCACAACAAAUAGCAACUAUUGAAGGACAUAAUAUUAAUAAAAAUAAUUCACAACCAAAUAAAGAAUAUUCAGCACCCGAAAUACUUAAUGAUGAACCAUGUGGUGUUCAAGCUGAUGUUUGGAGUAUUGGAGCAUUAACUGCUACUCUUUUAAGUGGAUUUUCACCAUUUGCUGGUGAAAAUAUUGAUGAAACAAUUCAAAAUGUUAGUUUUGUACGAUGGAAUACAAAUGAAUUUUAUGAUGAUGUUACACAAGAAGCUGUUAUUUUUGUUCAACAAUGUCUUAAAAAAUCACCCAGAAAUCGAUUAACUAUUCCGGCAUGUAUUGAUCAUAAAUGGCUUUCACUAGCAAGUGGAGCAACCAAUCGUCGUGAAAGUGCAAUAUUUUUAACCGAGAAACUUCGAAGAUUUGCACAUGAUUUUCGACAACGAUGUCGAGCACAAACUGAAAUACAACAGGAUACAAUUAUUGAAAUAUCAAAACGAUAG
Messenger RNA from Rotaria sp. Silwood1, 37665 nucleotides. The record is from the annotation of a GenBank genome assembly. NCBI's taxonomy places the organism in Eukaryota, Metazoa, Rotifera, Eurotatoria, Philodinida, Philodinidae.